Anopheles maculipalpis is the source of this 1161-nucleotide messenger RNA. RefSeq lists its product as uncharacterized. The record is from RefSeq and is a predicted model, not a curated record. Gene Ontology annotation, biological process: DNA integration. Bases 1 to 1161 code for a protein of 386 amino acids. NCBI's taxonomy places the organism in Eukaryota, Metazoa, Arthropoda, Insecta, Diptera, Culicidae. Gene Ontology annotation, molecular function: nucleic acid binding. The transcript has a single exon.
AUGGCAGAAUUUCGGACAAGAUUCUGGAUGCGAGACCUUCGGCGCACGGUUAUCGGCGUGAUAUCACGAUGCGUCGUAUGCGUGCGUGCCCGGCCCAGGCAAUAUCAGCAACAAAUGGGCCAAUUGCCUGCCGCUCGCGUGAAUGUAUCUCCUGCUUUCACCCACACGGGGGUAGAUCUAUGUGGGCCGUUCGACGUCAUCACUCACACUAGGUCAAAACGGCGGGUUUCAGUCUACGUGUGCUUAUUUGUCUGCUUCGCCACCAAGGCGAUCCAUCUGGAAUUGGUGGAGAAUCUAUCGACGUCUGCCUUCAUCUCAGCACUCCUUCGCUUCGUGUCUCUACGUGGAAAACCAGAUACGAUAUAUUCGGACAACGGCCGCAACUUCGUAGGCGCGGCCAGGGAAUUGAGUUUGCUACGUAAGGCUUACAACAAUCGCGCCUUCCAGGACGAACUCGUGGAUUUAGCUGCCGAGAAGGGAGUACGGUUCUCCUUCAUACCACCUCGGAAUCCGACCUUCGGCGGCCUUUGCGAGGCCAACAUCAAGGUGGCCAAACGUCUUUUGAAAUCCACUGCCCGAGGCGCUUUGCUCAACUUGAUCGAGCUGCAAACUCUGCUUUAUCAAAUUUCAGCUAUUCUCAAUUCUAGGCCACUCACAGCUAUCCACUCCAGCCCUGAGUCCGUUGAAGCACUCACUCCAGCGCACUUCCUGAUCGCACGGGCAUCAUUCUCGAUUCCUGCUACUAUCCAAGACGACGACACGGACGGUGUCAAGACGAGAUGGAAGCGAGUGCAGAAAUUGACUCAACAAUUUUGGUCUCGCUGGCAAGCCGACUACUUGUCCCAGCUGCGAUGUUACGCCAAAUGGACGAGACGAACUCCCAACGUACAAGUUGGGCAAAUUGUGCUAGUGGGUGACGACAACCUCCCGGUCGGACGAUGGCCAAUUGGCGUAAUUACGAAGGCAUAUAUUGGAGCUGACGGAAUAGUACGCGUUGCUGACAUUCGGACGAGCAGCGGUAUCUACAAGCGCAACGUGAGGCUGUUGGCGCCACUCCCGAUAGAUGGCAUGGAGAAGGAUGACGACGAGGUGCCUACUGAAAGAUCGGCCCCUGCAACUGACGAGGCGGGAAAAAUCGAACAGCAUGCAAUGCAGCCUUAG